AUGAGCUCCAAUGAACAAACAGAAGUCCUUCAGACUGGGAUGAGAAUCACGUGUUAUUGGCCUGACGAUGAUCAGUGGUACAAGGGAACUGUGGCGGAGAAAUUAGACGAUGAUCGAUUCAAGAUAUCGUAUGAUGAUGGCGAUGAAGGAGAAAUAAACGCCAAGGAGGACAAGUGGCGACGAUCAUUACAUAACUGCAUCAAGGAGAAUACACUAAUAGAUGAGAAAAAAGAGGCACUUAUCAAUAAACUUGAAGUGGGAUCAAGAAUUUCUGUUUAUUUCCCGUAUGAGAAGGAAUAUUAUGCUGGAUCCCUAACUAAGAAAAGGGAUGUAUCUGCACAAAAGGGUCGGCAUCGUAUCAAAUAUGACGACGGAGAUAUAGAAUGGACUGAUCUUCUUUUUCGCAAGUUCAAACGAAUUACAAAAAAGUCUGAGGGGCUCAAGGUUGGAUCGCGAGUAGCCGUCUACGAUGAGAAACGAAAGAAAAAUUAUCAUGCAACUGUAGUCAAGAUCAAGCCCGGUAGAGUGAGGCCACAUAAAGUCAAGUAUGAUAAGGAAAGCAGAGGGAAAGAGUGGCUCAAUCUACACAUUCAUCCAUUUUUGGAUGUUGUGGUGGAACGGCAAAAUGGAAUGAAACGAAAAGAAGAAAUUGUUUUUGAGGGAGAUCGCCCCAUCAAACGCAGAUUUCAUAAUAGUACUCAAUUGGAGCAGUUAAUGCAGCAUGAUAAUGAAACGGAACAAGAAUCUAUCCCUCAAGAGGCUGGCGCACAUUCCACUUCCCGUGUGGAGCGAGAAAUUCAGCAGGACAACGAGACGGAACCAGCUUCUGUCCCUGCUAGUGAGGAGCCUUGCGCACAUUGCAAGACAUGCACUGAUGCUCCCUAUGCAACGUCUUGUCACCAUAUUUUCUGUGAACUAUGCAUUGGUGAUCAUAUGCAUGGUCACGGAAAGUGCCCCUUGUGCAAGAUUCCCAUCAGGUCGGCACCUGUACCAUUUUCUCCAGAUCAUGAUUCCUUCAAAGCCAUUGAAGCAUUAUCAAGAAAGACAGCAGAAGUCGAAUUGGAAUUUUCAUCAGCUUCAGCGGCUUCAAUAAAAGUGCCUGGUUUCAAGGCUGCUCGUAUUAUCGAAGCUUGUCAAUCCAAACGAAGGGACGAUCGCGAGCACAGGGGCUACUACUGGCGAUUCAAAGGAUCCAAAGACCGAAUAUUACGUGUUGGAGAAGGGGUCAAGGAAGGAGUUCCAAUAGAGCAAGUCGAUCUUGAGACUGGUGAAAUUAUCAAGACUUUUUCUUCUGGCAGAAAAGCGCAUGAAGCAACUGGCAUCAGUCGGGUUGUGAUAAAGCGAGUUUUGGAGAGACGCGGUAAGGCAAAUGGUGGUGGCUUUUUUUGGAGAUACCAAGGAGAGACACAUGCGCCAUGGCCAGAUCCGGAACCAACAAAUCUGAAUCCAGUGGAACAGCUGGACCCCGAGAGUGGGGAGGUGUUGGCUUCUUUUAAAUCACUGGCUGCAGCAAAACGGGCAAUGGGUAUGCCUAUGAACCGUGGAUGCAUUCGAGAUGUCUGCAAUGGCGACGGGAGAGGAACCGCAAAUGGAUUCUUUUGGCGAUGGAAAGGCUCUACUUCUAUGUCACAUCAACUAAUGGGCGGAAGCAAGUUUUUGGAAAUUAGAAAAAAACGAGAUGGCAAAGUAUUGAAGGUUUUCAAGAAUUCGAAAGAAGCCCAAGCCUUCUUCGGGCAUCAGUCCUGCUGGAGUUCUAUUUGCCGAUACUGCCGUGAAGAGGGUUUCUACUUGGGGUAUUAUUGGCGAUAUCGUGUACUGAGAAAGCCCUUAAGCUCAGGCGAAGCAGUGGUUGGAAAGCGUCUUCGAAUCAAGCAAGGGGAUGGCAAGUGGCUUGAAGGCAAAAUCAAAAGUUUCCGUUCCGAUUCUGGCGAACACGAAAUUGAAUUUGAUUCCGGGAAAACUGAGCGACAUCGCCUUGAGCAUCUAGAAUAUGAAUGGAAGAAUGACCAAGGGCAGAAACCCAUAGAGCAGCUCGAUUUACAAACGGGACAGAUUCUGAACACCUUUGACUCCAUUUCGGAUGCAUCACGCGGUAUCGAAGAUGCCAGUGCCUCUCGGAUAACGGCAGUCUGCAAAGGCCGAUACAACUCCGCGCAUGGCUAUUUUUGGCGAUAUAAAGGGUCAACGGCACUGCCAAGAAAGAACAAAGGCCGUCGUAAGAUUGAUCAGCUCUGCUUGAAGACAGGACGAGUGAUUGCUACAUUUGAUACAAUAACGGAUGCCGGCAAAGCAGUUGGGAUUACCACUCCAGGAAUCAGUUAUUGUUGCAAUGGCCGAAACGGCAGUAAGUCUGCGGGGGGAUUUGGUUGGAAAUUUUCAACAGAAGAUGAGGAGCAAGGCCAUGAGGAGCAACGGUAG
Molecule: messenger RNA, 2418 nt
Organism: Cylindrotheca closterium
Lineage: Eukaryota; Bacillariophyta; Bacillariophyceae; Bacillariales; Bacillariaceae
Source: the annotation of a GenBank genome assembly